ACAAUUCUUGUCUGCUCUAGGUCAUGUAUUUUUUUACUAAGAGAAAUAAGCAUAUAAGUAUUAUUUAAGUUUUAAUUUCACUGGUUAGAACUGAUCUUUUGAAAUGCAAUGUUUAUUUUGGUGAAACAACUGAUGGAAAUCAAUACAUAUACAUUAUGGCCAUAUUCGUUUUUGUAUUUGAUGCAUCAUCUAGAUGUUGCGUCUGAAAAUAAUAUCUAGCUAUUGCAUCCAAAUUUUGUGAUUUUAUAGUUAAUAUUUCUAUUCAGAUGCAACAUCUAGAUGCUAAAUUGUUUGUUUUUUUUAAUUUAAAAUAGCAUUUGAAUACUACAAGUUAAAAAGACCAAUAAUACAUGAUUAUUUUGUCCUAAUUAUAAUAUUCAAAUAAAUAUAUCUAAAAUUAUUUUUUUAAUUUUGGUGGAAAAACACGAUUUUACACUUAUUGCAGGAAACUUAAUUUUGCGGUUUGGUGGAAAAACACGAUUUUUUCAUUUUGGCGGAAACAAAUUGGUGAGAAAACUUGAUUUAAUGGUUUUGGUGGAAAAAUUUUAUUUUGUGAUUUUUGAAUUUAGUAGGAAAACAUGAUUUUGCGAUUUUCGAGAAAAUCAUUUUUUAGCGGAAUACGUUUUUGAUUUGACUUUGGAGGCAAAACGUAAUUUUGCGGUUUACGCGAGAAAACGUUUUUUUUGUUUUGCAAAAUGAUUUUUUGGUUUUGAGAGAAAUAUUAUUUUAUUAUUUCAAAAAUUAUAUCUAAUAAUAAUUACGAAAAUUAUAUCUAAUAAUAAUCUUUAUGAAAUAGAUUAAAGUCUUUUGGAUUUUGAUAUGCAAAUGCUGCAUCCAAAUUUUAACAUUUUUGGCAUCUGAAAUACCUCCAUUUAGUAUAAUUACUCAACUGUAACAAUCUCAGUUUCGGGUAAUAAUAGAAAGUACAUCAUUUUGUAGACUGAAAUUUAUAUAAUUGUUUUAAUGAUUGACUAUAUCAUAUAAUGAAUUAUGAAUAGAUUUUUGAUGUUGUAAGCCAAAAACUAUAAUUUCAAAUUCUAGUUUUAUAAAUCUUAUGAAUAAAUUUACAGAUAAAAAAUACAAAACUAUAUUUUAGACAUAUUAUAAACAUUAAAAAAUUGUUUACUAUUAUUUUACACAAAUUGAAGAUUUUUAAGAAACAAUUAAGGACCAAAAUCAUUUUUUUUUAUUCUUGUUUGAGAAAUCUCAGUACCGGCCUUGGUCGCAAUCACAUUAUUCUGAAACUAGUUCAGUUAAAUAUAUUCUCAUCAUCUAUAAAUUACACUUAAAUAUUCUCGUAUGCUCGAAAUUAUUUUGUUGUAUUUUUUUGUUCGAGAAAAACAUAUGCAUUAUUACUACAUACUGUAUAAGUGAUGUUUGUGUUUUUGACAUAUUCUAACAUAGUUCUUUUAAAAUUAAUAAAUCUUUUUAGGUUAACAAUAAAGAAUAAAAAAAUUAAAUAAUCUUUCAAUUCAUAAAUAAUUUCAUUCCAUGAAACCUUUCCAUGUAUAAUUCCUAUUUGAUGACAAAUUUUGAAAUUGUAUAUGUAUUUUCGUUAAACCGAGUGAUGAAACAUAAUGCAAUUCCCUUAUAUAUGUAAUUUGAAUUAACCCCAAAAUAUCUUUGUGUGAAGAAAGUCAAUGAUUUACUCUAGUCAAUUUUUAAAAAGUACGAUUAAUUUAUGGCAAUUUAGUGAUUAAAAACUUACCCUAAAUUUAAAGGUAAGAAUUCGAGUCCACACACUAUUAUAUUGCAAUAAAGUGAUUAGAAACAAAAUGUAUUGUUUUAUUUUUGUUAUUCUACGAAUCCAUGUAAUAGGAAACAACAUAAAUGGGGGAGGGGAUAAAAAGAAUAAAAUGACACAAUAAAUCAUUUAGAGAAAAUUUUACUUUCGUCAUUGUCUUGAUCCGGAACUUUGCUCUUGAAGGCGAUUCGACGAUCUUUACUAUUAUUGUAAGUUUGUUGCUUGUUAUGAAAACAUCUUAUACAAGCUCUUUUCACAAAUCAUCGUAAUUUCGUUUUAUAUCCUAUGCCAUUUUCUGUAUGAAAGUGAAAGCAGAAAAGUAAUUAAAUAUGCAUAUGUAUAAUAUCAUCUAAGUAAUUACCAAAUCUGUUAUUUUCAAAUAUGAAAUGUUUGUUUUGGACUAAUAGAUCUUGUAACGUCAAAUUUAGAGCAUGAAAUCCCCUCACUGUGAUUUCUUGAUAGAUAUUUCAGAUUACAACUUUUAUAGCAUUUUAAACCUUAAAUCAUUUUAUUUUUGUGUUGAUUAUGGAAUUACGAGUGGUUUCACUGUGUCUAUAUUAUAUUUCUGUUUUGGAUUUAUAAAAAUAUAUUUUCUGAAACCUAGAAUUAUUUAGAUCAUUAAUCCAAAUCAAUUAUUUAAUUCAAAUACGAAUUAAAAAAACAUCAUAGAGCUUUCAAUGAUUGUAGUUAAUAUACUCAUCUAAACUAUAUUAUUAUAUUUUAGCUAUAUUCGUACGAAAAGCUAAAAUGUUAUAAAAGGCUAGAUAAGGAAAUAAAGUAUAAAACAAUUAUGUGGAAAUUUAUAUAACUAUUUUAAUUAUAAUAAAUUUCCGAUUAAUAUUUGUGAUUAUAGAAAAUAAGCAGUUUAAGAGAAUGUCUUCAUGUCUUGUGUCCUCCACGGCAUAAUUUUGUUCAUCAAUUUUAAACCUAACUAUAUAUUUACUUAUUCCCAUGCAAUUAAACCGUUCUUUAAUUUGAUUUUUUGAGAGGGAAGAGUGGGUAAGGUUAACAGAAAAUAAAAGCGGAAACAGAGUUCGCAUUCAAGAAAAUGGCAGAUGCUCUAGACAAUCAGCAAGAAGAUCAGAGAUCAGGAAGCAAUGAAACAGAGUCGAGAUCCAAUGAAGAAACGAAGGGACAAACUCUGGAUAUGAGGCCGAGUGGAUCAGGGACGAGGUCUGUUGAGAAAGCCGUUGUUAGAUACGAUAGAGAUACAAGAUUCCGUGACGCGAACAGGGAAGCAACUCCGGAUAGAGAUCCAAUUGCACAUGCAAUAUACUGGGAAAAGAAAGUGCAAGAACUGAGAGUGAGAAAUGCUGAGAUGAAACAGAGGAGAGCCAAUGAAACAAUACAAAAACAGAGACUGAGAAAUGCUGAGAUGCAACAGAGGAGAGCCAAUAAAACAGAGUCGAUAUCUAUUGAAGAAACAAAGGGAGAAACUGUGGAUAUGAAGCCGAGUGGACCAUGGGAGAAAGCGGUUGUUAGAUACGAUAGAGAUACAAGAUUCUGGGAAGAUAAAAUGCAACAACAGAGACAGAGAGAUGUUGAGAUGCAACAAAGGAGAGCCAAUGAAACAGAGUCGAGAUCCAUUGAAGAACCAGAGGGAGAAACUGUGGAUACGAGGCCGAGUGGAUCAGGGGAGAAAGUGGGACAAACUCGGCCUAGUGGAUCAAGGAGGUGGUCACCAGUUGUUAGAUACAAUAGAGAUACAAGAUCCUGGGAAGAGAACAGGGAAUACUUAGAAUCAAGUGGAAGAGAGAACGAAGCGGUUCAGAUUCGUGAUCAAAACGAGACAUACAUACAACAGAGACAGAGAGAUGAUGAGAUGAAACAGAGGAGAAGCCGUGAAACAGAGUCGAUAUUCUUUCAACAGCAGAAGAACAGGGAAUACGAAUGCUCUGGUUCAAGAAUGAACGAAGCGGGUCCGAUUCGUGACCCACGCAUACUUGAGAAUCUGAGAGAUUUUGGGAUGCAACAGAGGAGACGCCAUGAAACAGAGUGGAGAUUCCAGAAACAACAGAAUAGGGCUGAAGCUCCUGAUUUGGGAUACAAAAGAAGAAGAUUCGAACAGGAGCAGUAUCCAACUCGUCCCCGUAUUAAAAAAGGAGUUUGUCACUUUUAUCUAAAAAAAGGUUGGUGUGGCUUUGGAAGUGAUUGCGUUUUCAAACAUCCUACUCCGAGUUGGAGAUUUGACGAGAGGAGAUACGAAACAGAGGUUCCAGAGAAUAUGGCUAGAACAGUGUACGGGAGGGAGAGUGGGUCCACAUGGAGAUUCGACGAGGAAAGAAAGUCAGGAUAUGGAGAGGCUCAAGAGAAUAACAUUUGGUGGCAGAGGAGAGAAGCUCCAGAGAAUGUGCGGGAACAGAGAGACAGCACUGCUGGGUGGCUGAGUUAUGAUGAGAGACGGAUAAACCCUGCAACUAGGGAGAUUCUUAUGCGUCCUGCAAGGAGAAUGGAACAGAGAGAUAGGGAGAGGGAGGUGAGAAAUGAAGGGGCACAUAACAGUGAGUCAUCACCACAACUUGGGACUGAAAGAGAAGAGAGUGAUGGAAUUUAAAGAGGAAACAGAGUUAAUAAACAUAUCAAAGAUGAUUCCUUUUGGCGCAAGAAAUUAUGUGUCUUGUGAAUUUUUAUUUGCUUAUGAUCUAUCUUUACUGUAUUAAAAGAUGCACAUGUUAGAUUUUUUUUUUU
Brassica napus (rape) is the source of this 4432-nucleotide messenger RNA. Its product is annotated as trichohyalin. The record is from RefSeq and is a predicted model, not a curated record. The coding region runs from base 2793 to 4298 and encodes 501 amino acids. The transcript has 11 exons. NCBI's taxonomy places the organism in Eukaryota, Viridiplantae, Streptophyta, Magnoliopsida, Brassicales, Brassicaceae. Gene Ontology annotation, molecular function: metal ion binding.